GGGAGCGGCGGCGCGAUGGCGGCGGCGGCGGUGUCCGAGGCGUGGCCCGAGCUGGAGCUGGCGGAGCGCGAGCGGCGGCGGGAGCUGCUGCUGACGGGGCCCGGGCUGGAGGAGCGGGUGCGCGCGGCGGGCGGGCGGCUGCCGCCGCGGCUCUUCACGCUGCCGCUGCUGCACUACCUGGAAGUGAGCGGCUGCGGGAGCCUGCGCGAGCCGGGCCCGGGCCUGGCGCAGGGCCUCCCGCAGCUGCACAGCCUCGUGCUGCGGCGCAACGCGCUGGGGCCCGGCCUGAGCCCCGAGCUCGGCCCGCUGCCCGCGCUCCGCGUGCUCGACCUGUCGGGCAACGCGCUGGAGGCGCUGCCGCCGGGCCAGGGCCUGGGCCCCGCCGAGCCGCCGGCCUUCCCUCAGCUGCGGAGCCUCAAUCUCAGCGGCAACCGGCUGCGCGCGCUGCCCGCCGACCUGGCGCGCUGCGCCCCGCGCCUGCAGACCCUCAACCUCACCGGCAACUGCCUGGACGCCUUCCCGGCCGAGCUCUUCCGCCCCGGCGCGCUGCCCCUGCUCAGCGAACUGGCGGCCGCCGACAACUGCCUGCGAGAGCUCAGCGCCGACAUCGCCCACCUGGCGUCGCUCAAGACGCUGGACCUCUCCAACAACCAGCUGAGCGAAAUCCCGGCGGAGCUGGCCGACUGCCCCAAGCUCAAGGAGAUCAACUUCCGCGGGAACAAGCUGAAGGACAAGCGGCUGGAGAAGAUGGUCGGCGGCUGCCAGACCAAGUCCAUCCUGGAGUACCUGCGCGUCGGAGGCCGUGGCGGCGGGAAGGGCAGGGGCAAGGCCGACCCCGAAAAGGAAGAGAGCCGGCGGAAGCGGAGGGAGAGGAAGAAGAGGGAGGGCGGGGAUGGGGAGGAGGAGGAGGUGGACGAAGCCUGCCGGCUGCUGCUCCGGGUCCUGCACGUCUCCGAGAACCCCGCGCCGCUGACGGUCAGGGUGAGCCCCGAGGUCAAGGACGUCCGGCCGUUCAUCGUGGGGGCCGUCGUCAGGGGCAUGGACCUGCAGGCCGGGAACGCGCUCAAGCGGUUCCUCACCUCUCAGACGAAGCUCCACGAGGAUCUCUGUGAGAAGAGAACGGCGGCCACCAUCGCAACCCACGACCUCACAGCGGUGCGGGGGCCCCUGCUGUACACUGCCCGCCCACCACAGGACCUCCAGAUCGUCCCCCUGGGGCGCAGAGAAGUCAAGGCCCAGGAGCUGAUCCGGCAGCUGCAGCUGGAGGCCGAGGAGCACCGGAAGCAGCGGAAGCGGCAGACGGUCUCGGGCCUGCACAGAUACCUUCACUUACUUGACGGAAGAGAACACUAUCCCUGCCUCGUGGAUGCCCAGGGCGAUGUCAUUUCUUUCCCACCGAUAACCAACAGCGAGAAGACCAAGAUUAAGAAAACAACUUCUGAUUUGUUUCUGGAAGUAACAAGCGCAACGAGUCUGCAGAUCUGUAAAGAUAUCAUGGACACCCUCAUUCUGAAAAUGGCAGAAAUCAACAAAUACACUUUAGAAAAUAAAGAGGAGGGCUCGCUGUCAGAUGUGGAAGCCGAUGCCACCUCGGGGCCAGUGUCAGGUCCCAGUGCUGAGAAGGGCGGGACAUGCCCGCUGCUGGUGGAGCAGGUCCGGGUGCUGGACGAGGACGGGCACCUGAAGGUGGUGUACCCAUCCAAGACGGACCUGGACUUCUCCGCAUCCCACGUGACCGUGACCCGCUGACCCACUGAGACAGAAGCCAGGCUGCGGCAGGGAGUCAGCGAGCACAGCAGGCAGAGCGCUAGCGUUGCCUCCUCUGCAGGGCUUGCGUGGGCUGUGAGAUACCUCGUCACGUUUCACCUCGGCCUUUUCUAAGCUUCCUGCAUUCUUUGUUGUUUCCAGAAGGUUUGGUUGUGAAGGUGUGCUACGUGUCAUGUGCUGAGAUUGUCCUGCCCACAGCUCUUACUAAGUUUUUUUAUGAAGUUAAUCGAAUAGCAGAUGUUCUGAAAUCAUGUAGACGCAGCCCAUGACUCUUCGUGGGGGAAAAAGCCACUACAAUUGGUUUGAAUGUUCGGUUCUAAACGGAGACGCUGAACAACAUGCAUUUCGUUGAACUGCACAAUUAUUUUUCUACGACGUCACGUCUUUUAAAAUCACACUGCCAGAGAAAUGUGCAACGAGUCAUGUUCUCCAGCUUGCGGUAAAUUUUUUAUGAAAAAAUUUUGUUCAGUAAAUUGCUGAAUGUUGCUGUUGGCUGCUUCUGGGGUGGAGCCGCGUGGAGCUGCGUGGAGCCUUCCAGCCCAGGGCCACCAUCCACUGGGCCAGGCCAAAAUGUGAGAAGGAUCAGUGGGCUUUCACAAUCGCUGGAAACGAGCACCGCAGUCACAAGCGGACGACGGCAGGACCGCAUCUCGGGGGAAAUGCACAGGUUUCCAGGGCGGUUCCCUGGACUUUGUCAGCUGUUGCCAGCAGCUGACAGGCCGACGGUAGCACUGACUGCAGGCCUGAGGUGUCGAAGCCAGGAGUCCGAAGGUGUGCGCCCCACCACGGGGUCUGCACCGUCUUUUACUGGAGGUGUUUAGUUUUCCAUGUCACAGGCCUGCACCGUCUAUCUGCGUGUGUUCCUAGUGUGUGCACGCACACGCGUCCGUGCCCCUCCCUGGAGCCAGAAUGUUCCUGGGUGUAGGGAGCCAGCCAGCUGUGGAGCUGGUGCUUUUUACUGACCUCACUGCUUUACGUUCUGGCUGAAAUUUGGGGAACUGACUCCUCAGCUUCUUGUUAUUUAGUGACACCAUUUAUUAGGUGGCCUCUGACCUACAAAUGACAGUUUGUGUGUUUUGUCAUUUUGGGGGGAGCAUUUGAAAGAGCCCCACUUAACCCAUGCAGUUAACCAUCGAACCACCUGUGGCGCGUACAGGCAGAGCCACACGGCCCCCAGAGCCCAGCCUGCCCUGCAGCACAUGGCGGGCUCACCACCAAGCCUUCCCGUUGUCCCUGGGCUGACGCCGGUGCCACUUGGCAGCUUCCCUUCUGCUGUGUCCCCCUCAUCAUGCCAUGACUCUUGGCAGUCGAGGCUCCUGGUGCUGUGGCUGGCACAGGGUGGCACGUCACAGAGGAGCCGCUGGGAGCUCCGGGGCUGGGGAGGCCGCAGCCAGCUGCCCUCCGGCUGCUGGGACUUAGGGUUCAGUGGCCACAUUGUGUCACGUCUUCGACCUUAAUGUUGAUGAAGCCACUGGUACCUGCAUCUUUUCUGAUGCAGCUCGAGUCUGUGUGAGAUUUAGAAUGUACUUCACGUACGGCAGAAAGCUGACAUUUUUUUCUUUGCCAGCCCGACCCUCUAAUAAAAACCCUAAGAACACCCA
Molecule: messenger RNA, 3368 nt
Organism: Rhinolophus ferrumequinum (greater horseshoe bat)
Lineage: Eukaryota; Metazoa; Chordata; Mammalia; Chiroptera; Rhinolophidae
Gene: LRRC47
Product: leucine rich repeat containing 47
Exons: 7
Coding region: 16-1749 (577 amino acids)
Biological process (GO): phenylalanyl-tRNA aminoacylation
Molecular function (GO): protein binding; phenylalanine-tRNA ligase activity; RNA binding
Source: RefSeq, a predicted model, not a curated record